AUGACCAGCCUAUGGCUUGUUGGCGCGUCUAAUGACCUGAUCACUUCACAAGUUCACCGGAACCUCGAUUACCCAAAGACACUGCCAGGCAUCCAGUUCCAUGACAACAAUAGCUCCACUAUGGUGGCUGCCUUGCAACAUCAGGCAUAUACACUGAUUGAAGGCCCAGUAGAGACUAUGAAGAAGGAUCUCAAUGCGGACAGCCAUGAACUAGCACACGAGAUACCGGAUGUCCGAGGUGCUAUCCAGAAAGAAUAUCCUAAGAUACCCGAUCCUAUGAUUGGUGAUUACACCAACGGAGAGCUUUUUGCAUUCAUCCGACGCUUCAACAAGGAUGUCUUCGAUGUCAAAGCGGUGUCUAUUGAAACUUCAUGUGGUCUCGACCUCAAUGAUGCAUGGUCUCAAGAUCACGCCGGGGAUAAGCUAGGUCUGCACCUGCAACGAGUUUAUUUGACCGUGAUUCUUGGCAUCGCGAGCCUUGGAAAACAAAUUUCACGACUUCGUUCCUGGAAGGAGACUUGUCGUACAUCAAUGUUCUGUGCGGUAUACUUCGCUGCAUGGCUAUUUGAUCUAUUGAUGCCGCUUGCUCUUGGAAUAAUAAUAAUGGUAGUAUCUCCGGUGGAAGUUCGCAACAUAUUGUUUCCAUCAGCACCGCGUGCUCUGGUGAAUAUCAGGACAGGAGGGAUUCAGAAGCCCCAAGCAGGUCUGCUAGGUACCAACGAUACACUCAUCGGUGCUCCGGAAAAGCAGCCGCAUGAAGCUAUCGAAGAGGAAGCAGCCAACUUUGUCGACAAGGUCCGACACAAUAUUCAGAGAGCUGUCGGAAUGCACAAGAGCCAACAACAGGAUGGAGAUGGAGAUCCACUGGAAGGGAAGCCGAUGGAAGAGAUUAUAUGGGCCGGAGUCAAUCCAGAAACUAUUGCCAACAUUCUUGACAUUGCACCACAAGUGAUCGGAGAGCUGGCUGAUAAUUGGGAAAGAUUUGCGAGCGCGCUUUUACCAACACCGUCAUUUGCUCGUUUUGCAUUCAUCAGAAUAGUGGCUGACAUUGCCCCUUUAUUUCUCCUAUCUCUUUUCGUCAACUAUUACAUGGUAUACAAAGGGAUUGGGUGUCUCGUUGGAUUCGUCAUUUUCGGCGAUCCAAUGCUAACACCUACGAUAGCUUGGCUCAAACGAAACGUGCCCAAGUACAAGGAGCUUGCACAACCGAAAAACAAUUUUCUUCGCGGCGUCCCUACAAACUCCCAGAUUGCAAUAACUCUUCUUCGUAUCGGCGAAGCACACAAAACGCCUCUUCCUCCUGUAAAUACCUCCAACCACAAUGACCCGGAUCAUCAAAAUCCCAUUGAAGCUGAGAACAUACCUCUCGGUGCCACCAGUUCCGACGUGCUUGAUGCGACCAUGCCUUCGAUCGUCGAGAAAGUCCACGGCGACGACGAUGAAGAGAAGCCAAAUCACAAACAUCUUUCCAAGAUUGUCCGCUUCUUCAAAGGCAAUGCUCAAUCUAUCGUCGAGACGAAGCUGGCCAUUGAUCACGUUCGGGCUGCCACUGGUUCGCAGAAGGCGAAAGGCCACUUGGGGGUUUUGCCUAAGACAAAAAGGCAUCAUCUAUGCUGGGCCGAGCGUAUACCAAUGUCGAUCUGA
Messenger RNA from Penicillium brevicompactum, 1644 nucleotides. RefSeq lists its product as uncharacterized. Bases 1 to 1644 code for a protein of 547 amino acids. Lineage: Eukaryota; Fungi; Ascomycota; Eurotiomycetes; Eurotiales; Aspergillaceae. The transcript has 8 exons. The record is from RefSeq and is a predicted model, not a curated record.